AUGACAAACCCCCGACAAAAUUCCACGUCUGUUGAUAAUGACGAUCCUCCCCCAUUAUACGAAGAUCUAUGGGGUGCAGAAGAUAGAUCAAUGGGACAACGAAUGCCUCCGUCCGAACUAUCAUGUUCCACUGCACCCUUAUCUGACCUUUUUCUGACCGAUGAUGGCCGUGUGGACAUGCGAGUUGGAUCCCGAUUCAGCCGCAACCUUGAAUGGCUGAUGGAUAACCAACCCACCGAAGCGGAGUCACCUAGGUUGGCAGAGGCAGCCCCAACAUUUGCGGCUCAUUUUGACCUUUGCCUAAACAUUGUCAUCCAAGUGGUGGGCAGUCACGGUGACGUACAGCCCUUCGUCGCGUUGGGCGAGGAGUUGCAACGACAUGGACACCGUGUGCGGUUGGCAACCCACGCCAAGUUUGAAGCAUUUGUCAAGCCAGCUGGACUCGAGUUCUACCCUAUCGGCGGAGACCCUGUUGAACUAAUGUCAUACAUGGUGCGCAAUCCGGGGCUCAUUCCGAGCAUGAAGAGUCUUUUAGCGGGCGAUAUUCAACAGAAGCGAGCCUCGAUUGCCGAGGUUCUACAAGGCUGCUGGCGGUCUUGCAUAGAUCCAGACCCACACGACAACAAGCCAUUUGUUGCAGAUGCUAUCAUUGCAAACCCGCCAAGCUUUGCCCAUCUACAUUGUGCACAAGCCCUUGGGAUCCCGGUUCACCUUAUGUUUACUAUGCCUUGGACUGGUACCAGAGCCUUUCAUCAUCCUCUUGCAAAUUUGAAAUAUUCUGGGAACGAUCCUACCAUGGGAAAUCUUAUCUCCUAUUAUUUUGUUGAAUGGGUUACAUGGCAAGGACUAGGCGACCUGAUAAACAAGUGGCGGAAGGAUACCCUAGAGCUAGAUCCCAUUCCAGCCAUAGAGGGUCCGAAUCUGCUCGAAACGCUGAAGGUCCCCUUCACAUAUUGUUGGUCGCCCACAUUGGUUCCAAAACCGGAGGACUGGGGCUCGCAUAUAGAUGUCGUUGGCUUCUUCUUUCGUGAUCCAGGGGCAUAUGAUCCACCGGCAGAGCUAGAUGCCUUUUUGCGUGCGGGUCCACCACCCAUUUACAUCGGGUUUGGCAGCAUAGUUCUCGAGGACGUGGAAAAGACCAUCUCAAUCCUUCUAGAGGCAAUUCAAAUUACAGGGGUACGCGCUAUCAUCUCUGGCGGCUGGAGUGAACUGCAUGGUCAAGAUACUCCUGAUAUUCAUUAUAUUCGGGACUGUCCACACGAGUGGUUAUUCAAGCAAGUCGCCGCUGUCGUACAUCAUGGUGGUGCCGGUACUACAGCAUGUGGUCUACGCAACGGGAAGCCAACCACUAUCAUUCCCUUUUUUGGAGAUCAAGCAUUUUGGGGUAACAUGGUCGCUGCCGUCGGGGCUGGGCCGGAUCCAAUUCCCUAUAAAAGCCUGACGGCACAGAAGCUGGCAGAUGCUAUUUCCUAUUGCCUCAUCCCACCUGCUGUGACGAUGGCUCAGUAUAUUGCGGACAAAUUCCAACAAGAAUGUGGUGUGCGUGCAGCAGUAAAUUCGUUCCAUGCACACCUUCCACAAAAAAAGAUGAAAUGUGACCUCAUCCCAGGAAAAGUUGCAGUUUGGAAACUAAAGAAAGGAAAACGGAUCUUCAAACUGUCUAACACAGCCGCAUUGAUUUUGAAACGCGAAGGGCGAUUCCAAAAGAAACACCUCAGAAGCGGCAUGGCUGAUGCCACAGCCGGCAUUUUUAUCGAUCCUUAUAAGAAAUACAAGCAUCUCCGAUCAAGUCGAAAUUCGAAUACUUCUAUCUCAGCCGAGGUGCCCUCCAUGACACACAUUACAACUCAUCUUGAUGCCGAGGUGGACCCGAAUCAUCUUUCGAAUGACCCUGAGUACGCUAAACAAAUGGCAUUAGCUUCAGCAAUCAGUCUCGGAAAAUUUCUCGGCCGCUCUUCACGCGGCAUGUUUGUCGAUCUACCCCUCGCGGCAACAGAAGGGAUGCUGGCCAUCCCCAAACUAUAUGACGCUCAAACCAGAGUACAUGGACCUGUGCGAGGAUGGAAGAGCGGUGCAGUUGUGGGGUGGUCGAUUUUCAGGCAUGGUCUUUACGAAGGCUUCACGGAUAUAUUCGUGCAUACAUACUAUGGCAAAAAAAACGAAGGCUCUUUUGGAGUAGCCAAAGGAUUGAUGAAGGGUUUCACCAGCUUGACUGUUAAAACGGGAGCUGCGACGAUUGGCCUGGCUGCUUAUUCAAAUCAAGGAAUAUAUCGGUCCCUUCGGGCCCGUUUAAGGACCAAACUUACUAGGUGGGUUGUGGAGGCGAGAUGGGCUGAGGCGGAAUGGAUCGUGAAUGAUGGGAGCGGCGUGAAUGUAGAUGUGACGGCGUUAUGUUCUUUAUAUGACGAUUUGUUGGUCACGAGAGAUAAAGCACACAGAGCACGCUGGAACUUUGCCUAA
This is a messenger RNA of Penicillium arizonense, 2460 nucleotides long. RefSeq names its product glycosyltransferase. The transcript is spliced from 5 exons. Gene Ontology annotation, molecular function: UDP-glycosyltransferase activity; hexosyltransferase activity. Gene Ontology annotation, biological process: carbohydrate metabolic process. The coding region runs from base 1 to 2460 and encodes 819 amino acids. The record is from RefSeq and is a predicted model, not a curated record. Lineage: Eukaryota; Fungi; Ascomycota; Eurotiomycetes; Eurotiales; Aspergillaceae.